AUGGUGACAGCAGUUUCCUUUUUCGCGACCGCACUGCUGGGCUGCGCGGCUGGUCGUUUACUCGUGCCCUCGCCCGGAAACAUCAAGUCCCUCCUCGCCACCCGCGAGGCAUCACAGCGGCCUUUGGGUUCCUCUGAAACGGCGCCAAUCUCCUUCACGUCGCGCAAAGGCUCGUCGUACAAAGCGGGAAACUAUACGCGCAUCGAGCAGGAUGGCAGCACAUGCACAUCCUAUGGCGAGCGGCAGUGGACUGGCACGGUCGACGUGUCGGACGAUCGCAGGCUGUUUUACUGGUUCGCUGAGAGCCGCAAUGACCCGGCCAAGGAUCCCGUCAUUCUUUGGAUGAAUGGCGGGCCGGGCGGAUCGUCGCUCAUCGGCCUCUUUACUGAGAUGGGCCCGUGUGUACUCGAGGUGAAUGCGACCGAGCCGGUGCCCAAUCCCUGGGCGUGGAACAAUAAUGCGUCGGUUGUCUUUUUGGACCAGCCGGCCGGCACGGGCUUCUCGUCUGUAGCAGAAAGGGGUCAAGCACCGUCGUCGGACGAGGAUAGCGCGAUCGACUUUCAAAAUUUUCUUAAUAUAUUCUUCCGAGAUGUCUUUCCCGAAAAAGGCAAGCUGCCGCUCUACAUUGCGGGGGAGUCCUAUGCUGGCCACUUUACAUCUACGUAUACCAAGCAUAUUCUCGACGCUCGAGCACUUAAUUCCAAGGACGCCUUUUGGGGCGACAUUGCUGGCUUAAUCAACGUGAAUGCGGUACUUGACUGGACCGCGGUCGGCAUCGGGGCGUAUGAGCUAUUGUGCUCCGACUAUCGCGGUCGCGAUUUUCUCGAGUCAGAGGAGUGCGACCACAUUCGUCUGUCACUGCCAGAGCUGGCGCGCCUUGGGCAAGAGUGCCGUCAAAGUACAACAAAAUACGGCUGUCUUGGAUUACAACUUUUCUGGGUGGAAAAUAUUGAUGGCAUCUAUCGAAAGCGCAUCAAUUCCGGUGAACGCAACAACUACGACGUCAAUAUUCCAUGCGUGGGUGAGAAUGGCUUUUGCGAAGACAUGCGCCACGGAAACUUUUCCAGGUACCUCAACCAAGAUCACAUCAAAAAAGCCAUUGGCGUACCCGAGUCAAUGAACUUUCAAAUCCUUGACACAGCUGUUGGCGAGGCCUAUGCAAUUGCAAUGUCACAGAGCAGAGCACGGACAUUGGAAUCUGUACUUGAUGCACCUGCUGGCUCUGGUCUAGACGGUAUACGUCUUCUGGUUCUCAACGGCAACGAGGACUACAUUGUCAACACGCCGGGCCAAAAGUGGCAGUACGACAACCUUUUCUGGGGCGGGUACGCAGAUUACCGAAUCAGCAAAUGGAGCGACCUGCCUGAAGACGUCAACGCGACCGGAUUUUGGAAGGGCACAGAAGAUGGACGCCUGGUGUUUGUCGGCGUGGAUGGUGCGGGCCACGGGGUACCGAGCUAUCUGCCCGAGGCCAGCUACCGUAUUUUGCAGCGCUGGAUCGCCAAUGAGUGGCGUUAA
Messenger RNA from Akanthomyces muscarius, 1518 nucleotides. RefSeq lists its product as uncharacterized. Bases 1 to 1518 code for a protein of 505 amino acids. Gene Ontology annotation, biological process: proteolysis. Lineage: Eukaryota; Fungi; Ascomycota; Sordariomycetes; Hypocreales; Cordycipitaceae. The record is from RefSeq and is a predicted model, not a curated record. Gene Ontology annotation, cellular component: fungal-type vacuole. Gene Ontology annotation, molecular function: serine-type carboxypeptidase activity. The transcript has 2 exons.